GGGCUCAUAUAAGGAGGACGAGCCAGGCCUGUGAGCUUAGCAAUGGCAUUGGUUUGGCGGCCCUACCUCACCUUGGCUUUGUUCUUCAGCUUGGCAGCCUCUGGCUUUCCAAGAAGUGCUCUCCGGCUGUUAGCGAUACGGAGCCUCCCGGAAGGGUUGGGAACUAAUGACAUUGAGGUCUACAGUACCACGAUCAACUGCAAGGUGACCUCCCGCUUUUCUCACAAUGUCAUCACCACGAGGGCUGUCAACCGUGGACAUGAGGCCAAGGAAGUUUUUUUUGAUGCGGAACUGCCCAAGACAGGCUUCAUUACCAACUUCACCUUGACCAUCGAUGGUGUCACCUACCCUGGGAACAUCAAGGAGAAAGAAGUCGCUAAGAAGCAGUAUGAAAAGGCUGUGUCCCAGGGCAAGACAGCUGGCUUGGUCAAGGCCUCUGGAAGGAAGCUGGAGAAAUUCACAGUCUCGGUCAACGUGGCUGCGGGCAGUAAGGUCACCUUUGAGCUAACUUACGAGGAGCUGCUGAAGAGGCACAAGGGCAAGUAUGAGAUGUACCUCAAGAUCCAGCCCAAGCAACUGGUCAAAAACUUUGAGAUUGAUGUGCACAUCUUUGAGCCCCAGGGCAUCAGCACACUGGAUGCUGAGGCUUCAUUCAUCACCAAUGACCUCCUGGGGAGUGCCCUCACCAAGUCCUUCUCAGGGAAGAAGGGCCACGUGUCCUUCAAGCCCAGCUUGGAUCAACAGCGUUCGUGCCCAACCUGUGCAGAUUCCCUCCUCAAUGGAGACUUCACUGUCACGUACGAUGUGAACAGAGAAUCUCCAGCCAACGUGCAGAUAGUCAAUGGCUACUUUGUGCACUUCUUUGCACCUCAAGGCCUUCCAGUGGUGCCAAAGAAUGUGGUCUUUGUGAUUGAUGUCAGUGGCUCCAUGUCCGGUCUCAAAAUAGAGCAGACAAAGGAUGCUCUUCUCAGAAUCCUGGAGGAUGUGAGGAAGGAGGACUACCUGAAUUUCAUCCUGUUCUCUGGGAGUGUGACCACUUGGAAAGAUCAACUAGUUCAGGCUACUCUUGAGAACCUCCAGGAGGCCAGGACGUUCGUGAAGAACAUUUAUGACCAAGGAUUAACCAACAUCAAUGACGCACUGCUGAGGGCCAUCCACAUGCUGAACAAGGCCCAGGAGGAGCACCUGGUCCCCGAGAGGAGCACCUCCAUCAUCAUCAUGCUGACUGAUGGGGAUGCCAAUACUGGUGAGAGUAGACCUGACAAGAUCCGGGAAAACGUGCGAAACGCCAUCCAAGGCAAGUUCCCUUUGUAUAACCUGGGCUUUGGCAAGAAUCUGGAUUACAGUUUCCUGGAGAGUAUGGCUCUGGAGAACCAAGGGCUUGCCCGGCGCAUUUACGAAGACUCGGAUGCUGACCUGCAAUUGCAGGGCUUCUACGAAGAGGUGGCCAACCCACUACUGACCGGGGUGCAGGUGGAGUACCCUGACAAUGCCAUCCAGGACCUCACCCAGAACAGUUAUCAGCACUUCUACGAUGGCUCUGAGAUUGUGGUAGCCGGGCGCCUGGUGGACGAGGACAUGAACAGCUUUACGGCAGAUGUGAAGGGCCAAGGGGCUCUCAAUGAUCUGAUCUACACAGAGAAGGUGGAUAUGAAGGACAUGGAGAAGGCCCUGAAGGAACAAGACUAUAUUUUUGGGAACUACAUUGAGCGGCUCUGGGCCUACCUCACCAUUGAGCAGCUCCUGGAGAAACGCAAGAAUGCCCAGGGUGAAGAGAAAGAGAAACUUACAGCCCAGGCUCUGGACCUAUCCUUGAAGUAUCACUUUGUGACUCCAUUGACUUCCAUGGUGGUGACCAAGCCAGAGGAUGAUGAGAAUCAGACAGACAUCGCUGACAAACCUGGGGAAGAUGCAGAAGUUAGCUACCAGCCUCCUCAAAACCCCUACUACUAUGUGGAUGGGGAUCCCCACUUCAUCAUCCGAGUCUCCGAAAAGGAUGACGCCAUCUGCUUCAAUAUUGAUGAAGACCCAGGCACAGUGCUGCGUCUCAUUCAAGACCCGGUCACAGGUCUCACUGUUAAUGGGCAGAUCAUCGGAGACAAGAGAAACAGCCUUGACUCCAACACCAGAAAGACUUUCUUUGGGAAACUGGGCAUUUCCAGUACUCAGAUGGAUUUCCGCAUUGAGGUGACAACAGAGAAGAUCACCCUGUGGAAAGGGGCUGUGCCAACAAGUUUGAGCUGGCUAGAUACAGUCACGCUUGUGCAGGAUGGGCUGUCGGUGACAAUCAAUAGGAAGAAGAACAUGGUGAUUUCCUUUGGACGCGGAGUUAACUUUGUGGUUGUCCUGCACCAGGUGUGGAAGAAACAUCCAGUUCACCAAGAUUUUCUAGGCUUCUAUGUGCUAGAUAGUCACCGGAUGUCCACGCAGACACACGGGUUGCUGGGUCAGUUCUUCCACCCCUUUGACUUUGAAGUGUCUGACAUCCACCCAGGCUCUGACCCUACAAAACUAGAUGCCACAAUGGUGGUGAAGAACCACCAAAUGACCGUCACAAGGGGCUCCCAGAAAGACUACAGAAAAGACACCAGCAUGGGGGAGAAGGUCAACUGCUGGUUUGUCCACAACAAUGGAGAGGGGCUGAUUGAUGGUGUCCACACCGAUUAUAUAGUCUCCAAUCUGUUUGAGUAAACCUGCCAGCUUCUGUUGAGAUGGAGGGUCCAGUAUACCCAGGACACAAAGCGCAGAGCAAGGCUGUGGAAGCAGUGGUGACAAUAAAGUCUGAUGUGGGAACGAGCUA
Messenger RNA from Cavia porcellus (domestic guinea pig), 2800 nucleotides. RefSeq names its product inter-alpha-trypsin inhibitor heavy chain 3 (gene Itih3). NCBI's taxonomy places the organism in Eukaryota, Metazoa, Chordata, Mammalia, Rodentia, Caviidae. Gene Ontology annotation, molecular function: serine-type endopeptidase inhibitor activity. The record is from RefSeq and is a predicted model, not a curated record. Bases 43 to 2691 code for a protein of 882 amino acids. The transcript is spliced from 21 exons. Gene Ontology annotation, biological process: hyaluronan metabolic process.